Asterias rubens (European starfish) is the source of this 2018-nucleotide messenger RNA. RefSeq names its product aldo-keto reductase IolS-like. Bases 84 to 1100 code for a protein of 338 amino acids. The record is from RefSeq and is a predicted model, not a curated record. NCBI's taxonomy places the organism in Eukaryota, Metazoa, Echinodermata, Asteroidea, Forcipulatida, Asteriidae. Gene Ontology annotation, molecular function: oxidoreductase activity. The transcript has 9 exons.
CUCUAUUGGUCAGAUUUCCUUAUUAUUAGCUGGCGUUUGAGCAGACGACAAAACACACGAAACCUUUCUAUCUAGUGCCCAUAAUGGAAAGAGUAACAUUGGGAGACAGCGACUUAGCAGUAUCACCAAUCUGUGUAGGAACCUGGCAGUUUAAUGGUGGAGUAGCAGAUGAAACGUGGCCAGCACAGGACGAAAAUGUUUCUCGGGCAAUUGUUGACAAGGCGAUCGAGCUAGGUGUUAACUUCUUUGACACGGCAGAGGCCUACGGGAAUCACAACUCAGAGAAAGUUCUUGCCAGAUGUCUUGCUGGACGUAGGAGAGACGUCAUCAUUGCAUCCAAGUUUGGACGUCAUGUCGGAGGAUCGGUUAAAGAAUACACUGCCACUGACAUUGAUCAAGCCAUUACAGACAGUCUUCAAGCUCUGCAAACAGACUACAUUGACUUGUACCAGGUCCAUUGGUCAGUGAAUAUGAAAGACGUGAAUGAAACGGUAGUAGAGUUGAAACGGCAGCAGGCUUUGGGUCGCAUCAAACAUUACGGAAUCUGUAACUUUGGAUCGUCCAGCAUCAAGGACAUGUUCACAGCUGGUGGAAAACCCUGCUCAUUACAGGUCCCAUACAACCUCCUCUGGCGAGCCAUUGAGUUUGACGUCCUUCAAACCAGUAAAAUGCUCGGCCCAUCAGUUCUUGCUUACUCUCCACUCCAGCAAGGUUUACUGACAGGACGAUUCCACCAAGUAUCUGAUGUACCUGAGGGACGGCGUAGGACUCGUCAUUUCUGUUCAGAGAGUACCUCACUCUCACGCCAUGGUCAGAUUGGGGCAGAGACUGAAACUUUUAAGGCAAUAAGUGCUAUCAGAGAGCUGUGUAACAAGGAGGAUAUCCCAAUGUCAUCUGCCGCCCUCGCUUGGAUUCUGGCUCAGGAGGGUGUUGCAUCUGUCGUUGUAGGAUGUAGAACACCUCAACAGCUUGAAGAUAACUGCAAACUUAUCAAAUUAUCACAGACCAUUCUUAAGAAACUUUCUGAUUGUACAGCUGCAUUGAAAGAGACACUUGGUAGCAACCCAGACAUGUGGGCCAAGAACUCCAGAUAUAAGUAAUUUAACAUCUUAACCAUCAGAUCAGUGACGUUUAAAGUAAACUAGUGGUACCUUAAUGAAGAAUGUCAUCUCAUAUACUGGUUUAUUCUGCCAUGAGUUGAUUUUUUAAAACAUGGGGUUUAUUUCUAAAACAUGGGGUUCUUCCACCCAUUUUUAUGAUUACUAUUCAGGAUUUAUUUUUCAGGAUAAAAGUUUAAUCUUGUUAGUUAAUGCUCAUGAGUCUGUUUCUUUAUAUGUUAAAGCAAUUUAAAAGAGAAAUAUUUUUAGCCAGCCAAAUGGAUCAUUAUAUUGUAAAUUAUGUGUCAAGAAAUAUUAAUCUCCUAGAUGGAGGGAAACAAUUAUGGUUAAUGCGCUAAAUGAGACAAGCCAAAUAAUAAAUGAUUUUAGUUGGCACGUUACACCUGAUGUAAUCAAAAACUUGUUUUAGAACAGUAGACUAUUAAUUUUGUGGGAAAUCAAAUGUGAUUUUCCUUUUGAGGAACCAUUGACGCUUUUUUAUUAAACAGCAAUUAUCCCUGGGUGCCUUCUGGCUGUGGGGGUAUGGCCCCUUUUUUUCUACCCAAAUUUGUGGGCCUGUCAAUUAUAGUAUUUAAUGAUGGUUUCAUUGAAGUACCCAAAAUACUUGACAAUAAUAUAUUCUUUCAGUAGCCUGAUCGUUAAAUUAAUGAAGCUUUGUAUGUAAAAAAAUAUAUAUAUUAUAUAUUUUCCACAAUCUAUUGAAAAUUUUACUGUGAUGGUGGACAAAUAAACAACUUGAUUUUAAUUAUAGGAUUAAUGGGCUUUACCUUUGAGUAAUUUGAUAUUUUCAAAAAGCAAAUAGAAACACUGUUUUUGUUAGUAAAUGUGUCAGUUUUGUAGAAGUUUCGAUUUACUACUGUUUGUAUAAGUGAAACAAUGAGGUGAAAACUAUUAAAUAAU